AUGACCCCUUACUUCCCUAAUGGUUCUGCCGUUUCUAGUGCUGUUUAUUGUAAGGCCCUCAAAACUCUUGGUCUAUGUCAUGCGACUGGUAAAGGACUUUCGGUGUUUUCUAGAACCGUCGCUAAAAACACUUUUCUAUGCACUUGUGCGUCUUAUUUUGGAGUAUCAAACAAUCGAUUAUUCAACUUGCAAAACGACUGGUUAUUGUUUAACCAAAAAUCUAUUUCAAAUACAAGUGAUACCUUGACAAUUGCUUCGGUUGUUUUUGAGACAUACUUGGGUAAAUCCUACGUUUUACCGGAUUCUGGUGUGUUCUUGUUUCAAAAAAUCGGAAAUAAUGUUUGGGAGAUUUGGAGUGGUUUCCGAGCAAGUAAAUUGGAUACCAUUCGAGUUUACAAAACCGGUUUGGCAUCAAAAUAUCAUAUAGAAAUAAACGAUUCGACUGAAAUAAGGAUGGAUUUUCGGGGAGCUACAUUAAAAGCGACUACUGUGAUUUUUAAUCCAUCGGAAUUUAUCGGUUUCAAUCAGACAAUAACAUCAGGCUUGGAUGUAUACACUUACAUGCAUUAUCCAAUGAUUCAAAUUUUAGGUUACCAACUGAACUUCAAUUAUACCAUUAGUAUAACUGAUGAUCACGGAUGGUCUAACGGCAAUGGUUCUUUCUCCGGUUUAAUUGGUAUUUUGCAAAGAGAAGAAAGUGAUUUUGGCGCUGCUGGUUCGCUAAUGAGACUUGAUAGAAUGACAGCAGUUGAUUUUACAGUUGGGACCGUCUCUUUAGAGAGCAAUAUAUUAUUCAAACAACCGAUGUUAUCCAGUAUCACCAAUAUUCAUAUUAAACCAUUUAAGUAUGAAGUAUGGCAAAUUACCUUAUAUAUGCUUAUUGGAUUCGUCUUGAUUCUUCUAUUUUUAAAUAAAUUCAAAGCAAAUCGUAGUCCAUCGAUAACUGUGUUGGACAUUAUCGGAUUAGUUCACGGUGCUAUUUGUCAACAAGGUUAUACAAUUGUCUUAAUUUUGAAUUCAAUAAAAAUUGUAGUUUUUGUAUUAUUUCUAACCACCUUCUUCCUAUUCAAUGCGUACUCAGCUUCAAUUGUGAGUCUAUUUCAAUCAACGAGCUCUUCAAUAAAUAACGUAAAAGAUUUUCUUCACGAAAAAUCAAUGACAAUGAGUAUACAGAUUGCCUCAUAUGCAAAACCUUAUUUUAACGAAACGACAAAUGAAAUAUUGAGAAAACUUUAUGAUAUGAAAAUAAAACCAUAUGAUGAAAACAACUCGUUCACAGAUGCACAAAAGGGAAUUGAAAGGAUUCGCACCGAAUUCCACGGAUUUAUGGUUGAAAAAACGUCAGCUUAUCAAAUCAUCAAUAAAAAGUGGAGAGAAGAAGAGAAAUGUGGAUUAUAUGAAAUUCAGCUGUUCAAACUACCUGUUUUAGCCAUACCAGUGGUUAAGAAAUCUGGUCACAAAGAUGUAUUCAAACAAAAGUAUGUUUUUGUUUAUGUGCUAAGAUAAUAAAAAUAAAAAUAAAAUUAUUUGUGUUGCUUUUAUAAUAUACAAAGGUUAA
Molecule: messenger RNA, 1558 nt
Organism: Acyrthosiphon pisum (pea aphid)
Lineage: Eukaryota; Metazoa; Arthropoda; Insecta; Hemiptera; Aphididae
Product: ionotropic receptor 75a-like
Exons: 8
Coding region: 1-1506 (501 amino acids)
Cellular component (GO): membrane
Molecular function (GO): ligand-gated monoatomic ion channel activity
Source: RefSeq, a predicted model, not a curated record